AUGGACGAUACCGUACAGAUUCAUACAGAUAAUAUACCGUUUACAAAUACUUUUAACCAAAACGAUAUGAUGAGUCAUAAGGUACCGUCAUCGUUAUCAGCAAGAUCAGUAACGGGGCAGUGUCAAGGCGUUGUAAUAGGAAGCACCAGAUGA
Molecule: messenger RNA, 153 nt
Organism: Funneliformis caledonium
Lineage: Eukaryota; Fungi; Glomeromycota; Glomeromycetes; Glomerales; Glomeraceae
Source: the annotation of a GenBank genome assembly